Messenger RNA from Desarmillaria tabescens, 1827 nucleotides. RefSeq lists its product as uncharacterized. NCBI's taxonomy places the organism in Eukaryota, Fungi, Basidiomycota, Agaricomycetes, Agaricales, Physalacriaceae. The record is from RefSeq and is a predicted model, not a curated record. The transcript has 6 exons. Gene Ontology annotation, molecular function: metal ion binding; protein binding. The coding region runs from base 1 to 1827 and encodes 608 amino acids.
AUGGUCUCUCCGCUCUGGAAAGCUGCUUCAGAGGGCCGUCUCACCGACCUCGAUGAUCUGCUUGCCAACGCCACUGUCGUCGACAUUGAAGUAAAAGACCAUACUGGUGCUACUCCCCUCAUCGAGGCGGUAAAAAAUGGCCAUGUCGAGGUAGUGUCGCUCCUUCUUGAGAAAGGCGCCGACCCAAAUAAUGCCUCCAGCCAAGGGCCACCCCAGCAGUACACCUCGGACCCAGUCAUUCUCGAGCUGCUUACUACUGCGCAAGCCAAGGUCGCCCCAAAAAAUGGCUACCAGGAGAACGGAUAUACUCAGGAUGCCAACGAUGACACUACAAAAGCCCCAUACUAUCCUUCCUCCUACCCGUACUAUCCUACUCUCAACUCGGCACCUCCCAUGCCUGAAGGCGCUGCGUAUUACCCGCCGCCACCAUCCUCAGCCGAUGGCAUCGUACCCGGCGGCCCGGGCAAUCUACCCCCACCAGACAUCGCGCGCUUCAUUCCGUGCAGAUACUUCCCUGCAUGUCGGUACGGCUCCUCGUGUAUGUUCUUGCAUCCCCAAGGCCCGUACUACCAGGGACCUGUAUCUUCACCAGGGCAGUACCCAGCACCGUACGACCCCAUGGCACAGCAGCCCUACCAGCCAAACUACUAUCCGUUGCCCCCACCUUCUUUCCAACCGCCGCCGAACGGUGUCCCGGUCAACACACUCACUACGCCACCUCCGAUGAAUCAAGGUCAUUCUCCUUCUGACAUGGGCCCAGUCCCAGCACACUUCAGUCCCAAUGGCGCGCCUCCUCCUUUACCAUACGGCCCCAUGUCCCCCAUGAUGUCUCCCUCAGCCUACCCUCACCCAGGCCAGUUGCCUGUACCCAUGUCUAUUCCUCCCCUACCUCCCCUGCAGCAUCCUUUACCCCCUCCUCCGGUGGGUCAGUCUCCUCACACCGCAUAUCCCGCUCUACCUCCAGCACAUCCAUAUGCGAUGCGACCCGAUGGAACACCUUUCCCGCCUCCGCCGGCAGGACCCGUUCAUUUCCCGGAUGUAAAUGGCUCAGCAAAAUCACCUUCUCUCAAUCCUCAACCUGACUCGUAUAGCCCCAGCUCGACUCGUGAGAGCUUUGGGCAUCAAAGGCGCGGGAGUGCACGUCGCGGUUCUUUCGCAGGUCGCAAACCCCCGUGUUUGUUCUUCCCCUCUGGAAGAUGUAAAAAUGGCGACGAAUGUCGUUUCCCCCAUGUAUUACCUGAUGCAUCACAGUAUUUCUCCAGCUCACGAGGUGGCGGACCCCGGCCCCGGGGCGGCCAUGGGGCGAAUGGCUUCGCAACCAUCGAUGAGAAACUUGCCGGAUUGUCUAUUCGCGAUGAUCAGGCACCGCGUUAUCAAAAUGGCGAGGGCUCCAGUAAAUCCCAGGCAGAUGCUGGAAAUCGCCCAAAGUACUCUCAAGGGUACAAGAACGGCACGAAUGGGUUUCAAAAUAACAAGCGCGUCUUUCAACAAGUAAAGCAACGUCUUCCCAGCGCUGACGACUUCCCGGUGCUCGCCGGAUCUACGACGCCACCUGUACGGAGCCCGAGUAACGGGUCACUUUCAACAGGCCUCGCGGGACCAACUGCCGCACAAGUGCUACAGGCCCCAGCUCCCAUUCGCCGGGACAGCACUAAGGAAAUUUCACGCAACGUGACGCCUGAUCCGGUCCACCCUGCCAAGGAUUCGGAUUCGAGUCUUACGGAGACCUCUGAGUCACCACUCGUACCAGCCACCAAGCUUCCCAUAUCGUUCGCGGCUGUUAUGGCAGCGCCGGACGUUGCAAAGGAAGUACCUGUUUCGGCCUAA